AUGAGAUUGAAGUCUGCAAGGAACAAAGAUCGCACUAGAAAUGGUGGCUCGUCGCACUUGGCUGCUGCCGCCGGUUCUCGCUGUCUGGCUGGCGGUGGCAUUGCUCGCGGCGGACGCGGCGGCGCCCUUGCACCUCGAGGCGCUGCUGGCGUUCAAGAAGGGCGUCACCGCCGACCCGCUGGGCGCGCUGUCCGACUGGACGGCGGGGGCCGGCGACGCCGUCCGCGGCGGGGUGCCGCGCCACUGCAACUGGACCGGCGUCGCCUGCGACGGCGCGGGCCGCGUCACGUCCAUCCAGCUGCUCCAGACCCAGCUCCAGGGCACGCUCACGCCGUUCCUCGGCAACAUCUCCACGCUCCAGCUCCUCGACCUCACCGAGAACGGCUUCACCGGCGCCAUCCCGCCGCAGCUCGGCCGCCUCGGCGAGCUCCAGCAGCUCAUCCUCACCGAGAACGGCUUCGCCGGCGGCAUCCCCCCGGAGCUCGGCGACCUGGGGAGCCUGCAACUCCUGGACCUCGGCAACAACUCCCUCAGCGGCGGCAUCCCGAGCCGCCUCUGCAACUGCUCGGCGAUGUGGGCGCUCGGCCUGAACACCAACAACCUCACCGGCCAAAUCCCGUCUUGCAUCGGCGAUCUCCACAAACUCCAGAUAUUCGAGGCCUUUAUGAACAAUCUCGACGGCGAGCUUCCGCCUUCAUUCGCCAAGCUCACGCAGAUGAAGUCGCUGGACCUCAGCGCCAACAACCUGUCCGGCUCGAUCCCGCCGGAGAUCGGGAACUUCUCGCACCUCUGGAUUCUUCAGCUGGUGGAAAACCGCUUCUCCGGACCAAUCCCGUCGGAGCUCGGCCGGUGUAAGAACCUCACCAGGCUCAACAUAUACAGCAACCGAUUCACCGGCGCCAUCCCUCGCGAGCUUGGGGAGCUCGUGAACCUGGAGGAGUUGCGCCUGUACCACAACGUGCUGUCGUCCGAGAUCCCGAGCUCGCUGGGGCGGUGCACGAAGCUAGUAUCGCUUGGGCUGUCCACGAACCAGCUGACCGGCUCGAUCCCGCCGGAGCUCGGCGAGCUCCGGUCGCUCCAGACGCUGACGCUCCAUGAUAACCGGCUCACCGGCACGGUUCCGACGUCUCUGACGAAUCUUGUCAACCUGACAUACCUGUCGCUCAGCAACAACUCCCUGUCUGGCCGGCUGCCGGAGAACAUCGGGGCGCUCCGGAAUCUCCGGAAGCUCAUCAUCCACAGCAACUCGCUGUCCGGCCCAAUUCCGGUGAGCAUAGCCAACUGCACGUUGCUGUCCAACGCGAGCAUGUCAUCAAACGAGUUGACAGGGCACCUGCCUGCUGGGCUUGGCCAGCUACAGGGCCUCGUGUUCUUUUCAGUGGGCAACAACUCGCUGAACGGAAGCAUACCGAAGGACCUGCUCGACUGCGUCAACCUCCGCACUCUGGUCCUAGCAAGCAACAACUUCACCGGUGGGCUGUGGUAGAAGUACAUGCUCUUUAAAUAGUUUGCAAAAGUUACAUGUUAAAUUUCACACGAACAAACAAUAUAACACAGACAUAAUUAUUUAAUAACUGAAGUCCAUUUUUGAAAGUAAACUGAUAACAUAAAGUAAAAUUAAUGACAUGUUAAUGUAACAAACUGAGUGAUGUUCCAACUAAACAUCUAUUAUAAAACUCUUAAUAUCUAAAUGAUGCGCUUUAAAAAAAUUCUUUCAUAAUAUUAGGAAAGUUGUCUUUAGCUUCAUUCCCACGAUGUUUUAGCAAGUAUAAUAAAAAUUGCUUCCUCAAUUCAUAUCCAUCCUGCACAAACAAUAUAUGUAGUUAGUAUGAAAAUUUCACGCUGAAGGUCUUAAAACAUGUAACAGACAAUACUCACCGCGCAAACCGACUUGACCAAUUCUUUACCAUUCCAUCAGAGCAUAAAAUGAAAAACAAAAUAGCCAGACACAUUCCUGCAAAACUUUAAAUUAAUAAUAUAAAGAAUAUAGUGAUAACAAAAAUAAAUGUUUAUGUUAUGAAUUCAUUACCCGUCGAUACUCGUUGGAAUACCAAACGGAAAUAAACGUUGCCAUUUAGAUAUAUCAGAAUUUCCAACCAGGUAGCUUUAUUUCGAGUGCUUCUUUGAAAUUCCCUGCAAAACUUUUUAAUUUCAGUUCAUGCCUUAAUUUUUUAUCCUCUGACGAUUGUGAUGUUUAAAUAGGAUCCAUAAUAUAUAGACGACGUGCCUCUUUGUCGAUGACAUAUACGAUGUAUCGGCCGAUGGAUGCAUAGGGAAGAUAAAUCUACAAGUGGAGCUAUUAGAAACAACAAUAAACCAUGAUAACAAUAGACAAAAUACUUUACUUAUCAUACUGCACGAUGAGAUGUUGUUUAGGCCAGCUAUCAAAUAAUGUUGCCAACGUACGGAUAGUUUCCUUC
Molecule: messenger RNA, 2420 nt
Organism: Triticum urartu
Lineage: Eukaryota; Viridiplantae; Streptophyta; Magnoliopsida; Poales; Poaceae
Molecular function (GO): protein binding
Source: RefSeq, a predicted model, not a curated record